Messenger RNA from Rattus rattus (black rat), 1134 nucleotides. RefSeq names its product zinc finger protein 665-like. Bases 1 to 1134 code for a protein of 377 amino acids. The record is from RefSeq and is a predicted model, not a curated record. The transcript has a single exon. NCBI's taxonomy places the organism in Eukaryota, Metazoa, Chordata, Mammalia, Rodentia, Muridae.
AUGCUCCUGAGUCUUAAAAUUCACCACAAGUCCAUACAGGAGAAAAACCUUACAUGUAAUGAAUGUAGGAAAUCUUUUUACAGUCUUCCAGGUCUUAAAAUUCACCACAGAAUCCAUACUGGAGACAAACCUUACAAAUGUAAUGAAUGUGGGAAAUCUUUUACAGACUCUUCAAGUCUUAAAAUUCACCACAGAAUCCAUACAGGACAAAAACCUUACAAAUGUAAUGAAUGUGGGAAAUCUUUUACACAGUCUUCAGGUCUUAAAAUUCACCACAGAAUCCAUGCUGGAGAAAACCUUACAAAUGUAAUGAAUGGGAAAUCUUUUACAAUGUCUGGUCUUAAGUUCUUGAAGGGUCCAUUGAAAUUUACAAAUGUAAUGGAUGGAAAAUCUUUUACAAACUCCUUAGAAAAAAUACAUACUGGACAAAAACCUUACAAAUGUAAUAAUGGAAAUUUACAGACUCUUUCAAGUCUUAAAAUUCACCACAGAAUCCAUGCUGGAGAAAAACCUUACAAAUGUAAUGAAUGUGGCAAAUCUUUUACAAUGUCUUCAGGUCUUAAAGUUCACCGAAGAAUCCAUACUGGAAACAAACCUUACAAAUGUAAUGGAUGUGGAAAAUCUUUUACAAACUCCUUAAGUCUUCAAAAUCACCACAGAAUCCAUACAGGAGAAAAACCUUACAAAUGUAAUGAAUGUGGGAAAUCUUUUACAUGGUCUUCAGGUCUUAAAAUUCACCACAGAAUACAUACUGGAGACAAACCUUACAAAUGUAAUGAAUGUGGGAAAUCUUUUACAGACUCUUCAGGUCUUAAAAUUCACCACAGAAUCCAUACAGGAGAAAAACCUUACAAAUAUGACCAGAUGGCAAAUCUUUUAUCAAGCACUCAAACUCAAGACUCACCACAGACUAUGCAGAACAAACCAUACAAAUAUAGAUACUUGGAAAUCUUUUACACUCUUCAAAUCUUAAAACUCUUACAAGUACAUACUGGAGACAAACCUUGCCAAUGCCUUAGUGAAUGUAGAAAUCUUUUACACAGUCUUCAGCUCUUAAAGUUCACCAUAGAAUUCAUACUGGAAACAAAUCUUACAAAUGUAAUGGAUGUGGAAAAUCUUUUACAAACUCCUUAA